AUGUCGAGCCCGGGCGUCGAGGGCGACCCCAAGCCUCCAUGCCUGCCUCGCAAUGGCCUGGUGAAGCUGCCAGGCCAGCCCAAUGGCCUGGGCGCGGCCAGCAUCACCAAGGGCACACCGGCUGUCAAGAACCGCCCGUGCCCCUCGGUGGGGCUCCCCCUUGGUGGACCGGCCUCCUCCCCGGCGCCCGGGCCCCCGGCGGAGAGGCCGCCCCUGGCUACGGACGAGAAGAUCCUCAACGGCCUGUUCUGGUACUUCUCGGCGUGCGAGAAGUGCGUUCUGGCGCAGGUGUGUCGGGCCUGGCGCCGCGUGCUCUACCAGCCCAAGUUCUGGGCGGGCCUCACGCCGGUGCUGCACGCCAAGGAGCUCUACAACGUGCUGCCCAGCGGCGAGAAGGAGUUCGUCAACCUGCAGGGCUUCGCCGCGCGCGGCUUCGAGGGCUUCUGCCUGGUGGGCGUCUCCGACCUGGACAUCUGUGAGUUCAUCGACAACUACGCCCUCUCCAAGAAGGGCGUCAAGGCCAUGAGCCUCAAGCGCUCCACCAUCACCGACGCGGGCCUGGAGGUCAUGCUGGAGCAGAUGCAGGGUGUGGUCCGACUGGAGCUGUCUGGCUGCAACGACUUCACCGAGGCGGGGCUGUGGUCCAGCCUGAGCGCACGCAUCACCUCGCUGAGCGUGAGCGACUGCAUCAACGUGGCAGACGACGCCAUCGCAGCCAUUUCGCAGCUACUGCCCAACCUGGCCGAGCUGAGCCUGCAGGCCUACCACGUGACGGACACGGCGCUGGCUUAUUUCACGGCGCGCCAGGGCCACAGCACGCACACACUGCGCCUGCUGUCCUGCUGGGAGAUCACCAACCACGGCGUGGUCAACGUGGUGCACAGCUUGCCCAACCUCACAGCGCUCAGCCUCUCGGGCUGCUCCAAGGUCACCGACGAUGGCGUGGAGCUUGUGGCCGAGAACCUGCGCAAACUGCGCAGCCUCGAUCUCUCUUGGUGCCCGCGCAUCACCGACAUGGCGCUUGAGUACGUGGCCUGCGACCUGCACCGGCUGGAGGAGCUCGUACUUGACAGGUGCGUUCGCAUCACAGACACUGGUCUCAGCUACUUGUCCACCAUGUCGUCCCUCCGUAGCCUCUACCUGCGAUGGUGCUGCCAGGUGCAGGACUUCGGACUGAAGCACCUGCUGGCCAUGAGGAGUUUGCGGCUCUUGUCUCUGGCAGGUUGCCCACUGCUGACCACCACGGGGCUGUCAGGCCUGGUACAGCUGCAAGAGCUGGAGGAGCUGGAGCUGACCAACUGCCCUGGGGCAACGCCUGAGCUCUUCAAGUACUUCUCACAACACCUGCCCCGCUGCCUCGUCAUCGAGUAG
Molecule: messenger RNA, 1371 nt
Organism: Elephantulus edwardii (Cape elephant shrew)
Lineage: Eukaryota; Metazoa; Chordata; Mammalia; Macroscelidea; Macroscelididae
Gene: FBXL16
Product: F-box and leucine-rich repeat protein 16
Exons: 6
Coding region: 1-1371 (456 amino acids)
Biological process (GO): SCF-dependent proteasomal ubiquitin-dependent protein catabolic process
Cellular component (GO): SCF ubiquitin ligase complex
Molecular function (GO): protein binding
Source: RefSeq, a predicted model, not a curated record